This is a messenger RNA of Cygnus atratus (black swan), 2569 nucleotides long. RefSeq names its product DnaJ heat shock protein family (Hsp40) member C27 (gene DNAJC27). The transcript is spliced from 7 exons. The coding region runs from base 119 to 1084 and encodes 321 amino acids. NCBI's taxonomy places the organism in Eukaryota, Metazoa, Chordata, Aves, Anseriformes, Anatidae. The record is from RefSeq and is a predicted model, not a curated record. Gene Ontology annotation, molecular function: GTP binding; GTPase activity.
GACGGGAAGAACCCGGAAGUCUCGCGCGAGCGGCGGCGCAGGGCGCUGAGGAGGCCCCCGCCCCGCUCCCCGCUCCCCGCCGCGGCCUGCAGCCUGCAGCCGGGCCCGCUCCGCCGCCAUGGAGGCGAACCCGCCGAAGCGGAAGGAGCCGCGCAAGGCGCUCCGGAUCAAAGUCAUCUCCAUGGGCAACGCGGAGGUGGGCAAGGUGAGGCGGCGCGAUUGGCUGCCGGGCGAUGAGGGACGGGCCCGCUGGCCAAUCGGGGAGCGGGCUGCCCCGCGAAGGAGGCCGCGGAUUGGCCGCCAGCACGGCAGGGGGGAGCCAAUCAGAGCGGCUCGCUGCGUACGGAAGAGCUGCAUUAUAAAGCGCUACUGCGAGAAGAGGUUCGUUCCCAAAUACCUGGCGACCAUCGGCAUCGACUACGGCGUCACAAAAGUGCAGAUCAGGGACCGAGAGAUCAAAGUGAACAUCUUUGACAUGGCGGGGCACCCGUUCUUCUACGAGGUGAGGAACGAGUUUUACAAGGACACGCAGGGAGUCAUCCUGGUCUACGACGUCGGCCAAAAGGAGUCGUUCGACGCGCUGGACGCGUGGCUGGCCGAGAUGAAGCAGGAGCUGGGCCCUCACGGGAGCAUGGACAACGUCGUCUUCGUUGUCUGUGCAAACAAGAUUGACUGCACCAAGCACCGCAGCGUGGAUGAAAGCGAGGGGCGGCUCUGGGCAGAGAGCCGGGGCUUUCUUUACUUUGAGACGUCGGCGCAAACGGGAGAGGGAAUCAACGAGAUGUUCCAGACUUUCUACUCUGCCAUCAUCGACCUGUGCGACAACGGCGGGAGGCGCCCCCCCUCCAGCAUGGGGGUCGGCUUCACCAAAGAGCAGGCAGACGCCAUUCGUAGGAUCCGCAACAGCAAGGACAGCUGGGACAUGCUGGGUGUCAAGCCUGGAGCCACCAGGGACGAGGUGAACAAAGCCUACAGGAAGCUGGCCGUGCUGCUCCACCCCGACAAGUGCGUGGCUCCCGGCAGCGAAGACGCCUUCAAAGCCGUGGUGAACGCCCGGACUGCGCUCCUCAAAAACAUCAAGUAGGGAGCAGAGCCCCUCGGAGCUGGAAGCCUUCCCCUCCUCCUCCCAGCUAGCUCCCAGUCAGCCGCACGGCCGUGGGGCGCUGCCCUCCUCCUCGGAUUUACCCGCUGGCACGGACAGAGGCAAUCCCAGCACCGACCAGGGGAGCAAGACCCCAGCGUGCUCGCGAUGUGUUGCAAAGGGCGCAGGUGGCAAUGUGAGGAAGAGGGGGGGGGGUUUGCUCGAGGAAACCUCUGCCGCUGCGGGAAGGAACUGGCUCCAGGGAGCGUCCAGUUCCUCCCCAAACUGUUGUGGCGCCAAGGAUGGUCCCUUUGGCAGGAUGAGGGCUCUCCCCCUGGCACUCGCCUCCUCAUCACGGCACCUCCCUCCCUCUCCCUGAGCUGAACUUGUCAGGGAGAGCCCCAAAGGCUGCAGUCCCUCACGCCACGCGCUCCCUCUCUCCUUCCCCCGAUGGGAACGCGUUAGGCAUGGCUGGGUAAGACAGCCCCCCCCCCAAAAAAAUGCAGCCCCCCCCACUCCCUUUUGGCAUUCAUUGCUGGUCACCCCAAGAAGUGCUUGUAGGGGCUUGGGAUCUGCCUAUUGGGAUUCCGAGGGAGGUGAUGGCCGCGACGGCUGCCGGGCUGAAAUGGGAGAUCCCUUGGGGUCCCGUGGUUUUGGCAGGACCCCGUUUUAUUUCCUUGCUGCUGUGUGAGGUUGGCAGGGAAGGCCAGGACACUGAGCUAUGAAACAAAAGCCGCCGAGAGUGUGCAGGGGUGUGUGGGUGUGUCCCUAACCCACCCCCAGACUUACCCUUUUCAGUUGUUUUUUGUUGUUUUGGUUUUUUUUUUUUCCCUGUGGUCAGUGCAAUUUUUAUUUAUUUAUUUCUUCACUCAAGGCAGCUUUUCUGUGUUUCCCCUUAAAACAUGUCAUAAAUCAACAGUAGAUCCCCUCCUUAGCAGGAAGCGUUAAGGACCUUUAAGGCCGGCAUCUUUUUGCAUCGCUUCGGUUUCUGCUUUCUUCUGGGCAGAAGAAACCGGCUGUCCUGCCGGGAAGCGCUUUCUGCUCCUCUGGUGCAGCUGCAGCCGAGGGGAGGUGUUGCUACAAAGGGUUAAUGUGUAAAAUAGCUCCACGUAGCCCUACCGAACCUAUUUCUCUGUGUUUUUUCCACUGAGGAGGGCAAAUAAUGCUGCUGCUGAAUGGCGUGCUUCGCUCUGAGGGCGAGAUCUCCGAGUUGUUUAAAGGCUGCCUCGGCUCCCGCUGCUCGGGGGCUCUCCAGCCCUGCACACUCCCCCCCCCCCCCCAGCUCGCUCCUCAGGUGCCGCUGCUCGCUGCUCUGGGGUUUCUCCCGGCUGUUUAUGGAGCUGCCCGGAUGUUUGGCGACGCUUUACCCACGCCUGUCACGUCGAGCGAUGCCGGUGACCUUCGAAGCUGUGUUAUAUUUAUAAAUUAAACCCCCCCCACCACCACCACCACCACCUCUUUGGAACAAAGGAAGCCCUGUGAGCUGUC